This is a messenger RNA of Prunus armeniaca (apricot), 621 nucleotides long. Lineage: Eukaryota; Viridiplantae; Streptophyta; Magnoliopsida; Rosales; Rosaceae. The record is from the annotation of a GenBank genome assembly.
AUGGCUACGCAGAGAAUAUGUGAAAAUGACAAGCAUGAAAUCAAAUCAUACCCAGUUGGAGAAGAUAAGAGAAGUUCUUGCGCCUUGAGGUUUUGGCGUUUGGAUAAUUUGUUGGGAUGGCUACGGCUUGGGGUAGAUUGGAUUUGUGAGGUUGGGUGUGGGUUUGGAGUGUUAGCUCGGGGUGAGUAUGGUUGGGGGUUGAAAGUGGCUAGGUUGGGGGCGGCGGGUUGUGGUGGUGGGGAAGGGUUGGGUUGUUGUGGUGGUUGGGGUAUUCGGGAGGAAGAAGAAGGAGCGAUCUCAGACUCAGAAAAGGCACAGAAUGAAGAGUUGGAGACGUUCGUUGCUGGAUCUGAGGAGGUGGAGCUUGCAGUCGCUCAUAUUCUUGAAAAGAUCGAACGGUUCACUCAGCUGGUAUCUGAACUUCUGGGAUCAGGGAAGGCCAUGUUUCAGAAGAUUGGUGAUGAAUUCGAAGAGCGGAUGAUUAUGGUGCACAAGGAACAAAUUGAGAAAUGGCAGGAAGAGAUCAGAGAAUUGCGCAUCCUUGAUGCCUCAAAUGAGGAGGCCAAUGCUCUUCUGCAUAAUGCUCGAGGUUUGCUUCACCAUGCUCAUGUUGAUUCUUGA